GCCUGCGAGGCCAGGGCCCAGGAAGUCCCCGGGGGAGGCCGCGCCCCGCCGCCCCGGGACCCGCCCCGCCGCAGCUAUAAGGGCCCGGCCCGCCUCGGCGCCCGCCCCGCACCCCAGCGCUCCUCGUGCCGAGCCGCCCCGCCAUGGAGCAGCUGAGCGCGGCCAACACGCGGUUCGCCCUGGACCUGUUUCGGGCUCUGCGCAAGGACAGUCCUGCUGGGAACAUCUUCGUCUCCCCCUUGAGCAUUUCCUCGGCGCUGGCCAUGAUCUUCCUGGGGACUCGGGGCAGCACCGCAGCUCAGGUGUCCAAGGCUCUUCAUUUUGAUGCCGUUGAGGAGAUUCAUUCAAGAUUUCAGAGCCUGAAUGCUGAUAUCAAUAAACGUGGAGCUUCCUAUAUUUUGAAACUUGCUAAUAGGUUAUAUGGAGAGAAGACCUACAAUUUCCUCCCUGAAUUCUUAGCUUCAACUCAGAAAAUGUAUGGUGCUGAACUGGCCAGCGUGGAUUUUCAGCAAGCCUCUGAAGAGGCGAGGAAGGCGAUUAAUAAGUGGGUCAAAGGGCAGACAGAAGGGAAGAUUCCGGAACUGUUGGCUGCAGGUACGGUUGACAGCAUGACUAAACUCGUGCUGGUGAAUGCCAUCUAUUUCAAAGGCAGCUGGGAGGACGAGUUCUCGAAAAAAGACACUGCCGAUGCCCCGUUCCGAUUGAAUAAGAAAGACAAAAAGACCGUAAAAAUGAUGUAUAAGAAGAAGAAAUUCCCAUUUGGCUACAUCGAGGAUCUGAAGUGCCGGGUGCUGGAACUGCCUUACCGAGGCAGGGAGCUCAGCAUGCUCAUCCUGCUGCCGGAUGACAUUGAGGAUGAGUCCACGGGGCUCAAGAAGAUUGAGGAACAUCUGACUUUGGAAAAACUGCAUGAGUGGACCAAAGCGGAGAAUCUGGAUCGCGUUGAAGUCAAUGUCUACUUGCCCAAGUUCAAGCUGGAGGAGAGCUACGAACUCAACUCCCACCUGGCCCACCUGGGUGUACAGGAUCUCUUUACUGGCAGGGCUGAUCUGUCUGGCAUGUCAGGAGUCAGAGAUCUUUUCAUAUCAAAAAUUGUCCACAAGUCCUUUGUGGAAGUGAAUGAGGAGGGUACAGAGGCGGCGGCCGCCACAGCAGGCAUUGCCACCUUUGCCAUGAUGAUGCAUGAGGAGAACUUUGUUGCUGACCAUCCAUUCAUUUUCUUUAUCCGGCACAAUCCCUCAUCUAACAUCCUGUUCCUUGGUAGACUUUGCUCCCCUUAGAGGCUGGAAGUACCAAGGUCAAGCUUAGAGCUUUGUUACCUGUACUCCCAAUAGUGGCAAUUUCGUACAUCUUGGCCAGUACAGACACUAUCCAAAAACAUCUUUAAUUCCCCUCCUAAGUGUAGCUCUGUUUAUAUACGUCUAUGAACUUUGGCGCGGGUAUCUAUUUUCCUUUUCGUUAUAGUAUAUGUGCUGCCGAAGCAAGCACAUUUCCUUUUUGUUAUAUUGACAAAAUCCAGCGAUUGCUUUGAAUGCAACGUAAAAAAAAAAAAAAAAAAAAAAAAAAAAAGGCAAGAAAUGAAAUCAGGUGUGUAGAUUCUUGACCACAUAGUAGUCUGUGAAAUUGCUAUGCUCUUCUGACAGCCCAAAGGAAACCUGAUAAUACUGUAAUUUAUUUUACAGACAGAAUUUUGGAAGCCCAAGUAGAGACACACUGAUUGUGGAAGAGAGCCUUAAAAUCAGAUAUCUGAUUGAAAUAUAGGGCCUCAAGGGCUUGGGUUAUGAAGGCAAACUUGUCUUGGCCAAUAUUUCUGAUUCCUUGUUCAACAGCAUUAGUAUUUUUUGUUGCUGUUGUUGUUCUUAUUCUUUCAAACAAUUAAAGAGCCACCUGGUGAUAGCCUGCCUUGCCUCUUAUAUUCUCCUUUAUCCUACCUGCUGUGGUGUUUGUGUGGGAUCACAUGGAGUCAAGAAGUGGAUGUCUUAUAAAAGAUGCCAAGAAAUGUCAAAAAGACUAAUGUAGUGGGAGAGAUGGUUAAGCAAAGAGGGGAUUCCAAGAUCUUACUUGUUAGCAGUCUUCUUGCGUGUUUUCUGUUAAAGGUUCUUGACUUCUGUCAUGUGAUAUGGGUUUUUAUGGCGAUGGAAUGGCUUUAAGCAAUUCUGUGGAGGGAAAUGGGAGGAUGGACUCUGAAUUAUAUACAUGUACUUCUUGGAACAAGGCUUGAAAUGCUGCAUUUUCUUGCUUCCACAAAACUUGUGGGCUGGUUAAUAAAUGUUCUUAAGAUACUGCAAGCCA
Canis lupus familiaris (dog) is the source of this 2292-nucleotide messenger RNA. RefSeq names its product serpin family B member 1 (gene SERPINB1). The coding region runs from base 144 to 1280 and encodes 378 amino acids. Gene Ontology annotation, biological process: negative regulation of endopeptidase activity. The transcript has 7 exons. Gene Ontology annotation, molecular function: serine-type endopeptidase inhibitor activity. The record is from RefSeq and is a predicted model, not a curated record. Lineage: Eukaryota; Metazoa; Chordata; Mammalia; Carnivora; Canidae.